Zophobas morio is the source of this 1236-nucleotide messenger RNA. It is a transcript of the gene san, whose product is annotated as probable N-acetyltransferase san. Gene Ontology annotation, cellular component: NatA complex. Lineage: Eukaryota; Metazoa; Arthropoda; Insecta; Coleoptera; Tenebrionidae. The transcript is spliced from 3 exons. Gene Ontology annotation, molecular function: N-acetyltransferase activity. Bases 119 to 616 code for a protein of 165 amino acids. The record is from RefSeq and is a predicted model, not a curated record. Gene Ontology annotation, biological process: mitotic sister chromatid cohesion.
GGUGGCACUUUAGACACUUCCAUCAUCUUUCAUUAUUUUGACAUUACGAGAAUCAGUCCCGAUUAUUUUAAAAUUUACGGUUAAAUUUACCAAGUAAUUUAUUUAAAUAACUUAAAAAAUGACUAGAGCAAACAUAGAGUUAGGAAACGUAACCCCACAUAAUAUCAAACAACUGAAACGGCUUAACAGCGUGGUUUUUCCUGUCUCGUAUAACGAUAAAUUCUACAAAGACGUUCUAGAAGCAGGAGAACUAGCGAAAUUGGCGUACUACAACGACAUCGUGGUGGGGGCUGUAUGUUGUCGAAUCGACACCUCAGAAAAAUCAAGACGACUAUACAUAAUGACUUUGGGCUGCCUCUAUCCCUACCGUAGGCUUGGAAUAGGAACCCUAAUGGUUCAACACGUUUUAUAUUACGUUGAACAAGAUGGAAAUUUCGAUAGCAUAUUCCUACACGUGCAGGUUAAUAACGAAGGAGCCAUAGAUUUUUACAAAAAAUUCGGCUUUGAGAUAGUGGAAACCAAAGAACAUUAUUAUAAGAGAAUAGAACCAGCGGAUGCUCAUGUAUUGCAAAAAACUUUAAGAAAAAAGGGACAGACGAACGGUAAUGCUGAAUAAAAAGUACUUUGCUUUUAAUGAUUGUUUAAUAGGAAGGUUCUUUUGUUACAGUAUUUUAAAUUUCAAAACAUUGUCUUUUGUUUGUUUGCUUCUUAAUAAAGUUUGUUUUUGAGGUACAAAUUGUUCACCUGCAACCACAAACUGAAAUGAUCAUAUUUUCAUAACCUUGAUUACAGCGUUGCCAUAUUUAUCGUAAAACGUUAUUGGAAGGGGAGUACUGGGUUGGCGUGCAACACAGAGGUUUUUAAUAACCUCUGGAGCAAAGUCAGUGAUUCUCACAUGGUUUGGUAAAUUGUCGUUUCUAUAACAUGUACCAUCCAGUUUAAUUUUUCAAAUUCGAUGUGUAAGUCUCUUUCAUUAUGGUGAAAGAAUCCUAUAACUAAAAAUUGUAGCUUUUGUGAAAAAAAAGUUGAUGUUACUGUUAUUUGAUGAUUCUAAUUUUAAAAUCAAGAACGUUCCCAAACUAUCUUUACUAGUUUCCUUAAAAAUACUAAACAGCUCUCAUUUGGUUUAGAAAUUGUAAUAAAUAACGAAAGAUCUGUUUGUUUUUAAACCCGUGGACGAGGGGAUUCGUUAAUUUAAAUAUCUAUAACAAAUGCAACUAUUAAAGUUUUAUAAAA